Molecule: messenger RNA, 2651 nt
Organism: Beta vulgaris subsp. vulgaris (sugar beet)
Lineage: Eukaryota; Viridiplantae; Streptophyta; Magnoliopsida; Caryophyllales; Amaranthaceae
Product: SPX domain-containing membrane protein At4g22990
Exons: 12
Coding region: 1-2394 (797 amino acids)
Biological process (GO): transmembrane phosphate ion transport from cytosol to vacuole
Cellular component (GO): plant-type vacuole membrane
Molecular function (GO): transmembrane transporter activity
Source: RefSeq, a predicted model, not a curated record
AUGGGAUGCCGCAGGGAUUGGGGGGUGAUUCGUGGAGGGGAUGGUCACUGGCUUUGGGGAUUUGGGAAGAAGAUCUAUACUAACAACUCCUUUGCAGCUGAACUCUUAGCAAUCUUCGAGGCUCUCUGUCUUGUUGACAAGCUGUGGACUACCAAGAGGCCGGAUCUUCAGAUUAAGCAUUGCAGUAGGCGGUACAACGUUGUGGCGGACCUCAUGGCCAAGGCGUGUAGGACAAUGGAUGGAGAUAGCAGUGGAGAAAUCAGCCAUAUCUAUAAUGGGAAAUUGAACAACAAUAAUGGAGCAAGAAUACCGCUUGAAUAUGGGACUAAAUCACUUUUAACUUUUGAGUUCUUCACUAUCCUCUUAAGGCACUACAUAAACUACAAGUCCCUAAAGAAGAAACUCAAACAAUAUGCCCAUAGUAUAGAUGAUGGAAUAUAUGAUCAGCAAGCUGUUAUCAAAGACUUCUCGAAGACCCUCGAUUAUGAGAUUGAAAAGGUUGUACUUUUUCUCAUUGAAGAACAAGGGAAACUUGCAGGGACUGUCGCCAUCCUUGGACCUGAUAUCUUUACAGAACAUGAACCUGCAAAGCUAAAUUUACCCAAGAUAUAUGACCUACAGGAAGCUUAUAGGAUAGCAGGGCAGGACCUUCUACGUCUUGUUUCUUUUGUUGAGAUAAAUGCUAUUGCUGUUAGAAAGAUCCUCAAAAAGUUCGAUAAAAACUUUCGUUGUGGGUUCACUGAUCAUUAUGUCUGCAGUCGGGCAAAUCACCCUUUCUCGAUGCUGCAAAAGCUGCUCAUGCAUGUGGGGAUUUCUGCAAUUGCAGGAGCCAUAAGUAACGGGGUAAAAGAUCUCCAAGAAGUGCCUACUUCAUCAAAUUUGCCUCCACCAUCUCAGAAUCCCAUCCUUCAUGAAAUUGACCAAGCUAUGAACAAGCUGAACGAGUCCUCGAAGUUCCUUCACAGCCUUGCUCAGCAUGAGUUUAUGGUGGCAGAAGAGCUUCCAACUCCCGUUGAAAGAAAAGCACAUGAUGAUGAAAAUUACCAUCUCAUGUCACUUCUUCUGAACUUGGUGAAUGCUUUCCUCUACAUGGCCAACACUUAUGUUAUUAUUCCUACUGCUGGUAACUACUCCUUAAGCCUUGGCCAUCAUGCAACUACCUGUGGUGUUAUAAUUGGAGCAAUGGCCUUCGCGCAGUUGUUCUCAACCCUGUACUUGCGUGCCUGGUCUAAUAAAUCAUACUUUAGACCUCUUCUAUUCAGCAGUGUUGUUCUCAUUGUUGGAAACAUCCUGUACGCAUUGGCAUAUGAUACCAACUCAAUUUGGAUCGUCUUGAUUGGUCGUUUUAUUUGUGGAUUGGGCUAUGCUAGACCAGUUAAUCGGCGCUACAUUAGUGACUUUGUACCCCUCAUGAAUCGGAUGUAUGCAUCAGUGGGUCUUAUUUUUGCCAGUGCUCUUGGAGUCUCCUGUGGCCCUGCUCUUGCUGGCUUACUUCAAGUAAGUUUCAAGAUUCACAAGUUCACUUUCAAUCAGGAAACCUUACCAGGAUGGGUUAUGGCUGCGGCAUGGCUUCUUUAUUUAGUUUGGUUAUGCAUCUCUUUUAAAGAACCUUCAUAUAAACAGAGUGUUGAACAAGACUCCGCAUCAGGACAAGUAACAAGCAACGGAAGUGAGAGAACCAUUACCCUACCACUGCUGCUGAACGUUGAACAUGAAAAUGAUGAUGCUCAUAGAGAGCACAAUAGACGUCAAAGGUCUUCUCCUCCAGGACGUGGAAGAGUCACCUAUUCAGGUGCUAACGCAUACAGAUUACUGACACCUUCUAUUCAGGUGCAGUUACUGGUCUAUUUCAUGCUCAAAUAUGUGGUGGAAAUCUUGCUUUCAGGAUCAAGUAUCAUUACAUCACUUUAUUUUGGUUGGUCUACUAGUGUGCUGUCUAUAUUUCUUUCUUGCCUCACCCUCACAGUAAUCCCAGCAAAUAUCAUCGUUGGAAGAUAUAUCAGUCAUAAAUUUGAAGAAAGGCAAAUUUUGCUGGCAUGUGAAUUCAUGGUCUGUUUCGGAAUUCUUGUGGGGUUUCACUAUAAAUUUCUAUAUUCUGUGCCUCAAUAUGUUACCUAUGCCCUUGUUGUCUUCAUAUUUUCUCAAACUCUUCAAGGUGUGAACAUGUUGCUCCUUUCACGCCUCACAUCAUCGAGAUUUAUGCAAGGAGCAUUCAAUGCAGAAGUACUUUCAAGUGAAGUAGGGGCAACAGCACGGGUGGUGGCAGAUGUUAGCAUAACUUUGUUCGGGCAUCUUGGUAAUGAUAAACUUCUGAAUAUGACACUUUUGCCACCGUUCCUCUUCUGCAUAAGCUCAAUAGUGGCAACUUGCUGGAGCUACAACUCCAUUUACUGAGUUCUUAACCAUGGCGGUGACAUCUGUUUUUUGUUGCGGAAAUUGUUCUCUUCUUCUGCACUUAGUUCUCUUCUUACUUGGGUAUCUGUUGGUACUCUGUAUUGUAGGGAAGUACUACAGAAUUCUUUUCAUAGUUGAUUUGUUAUAGUGACUUGCACAGAUUGAUCAUGACUUUUUGUUGUGCCUAUUCUCUUUACAGCUUACUUCUAAUAAGCUGUUGACAUUCAUCUUCAAUUUGUUAUUGGAUUAUUUACUAA